Molecule: messenger RNA, 705 nt
Organism: Magnolia sinica
Lineage: Eukaryota; Viridiplantae; Streptophyta; Magnoliopsida; Magnoliales; Magnoliaceae
Product: histone H3.3-like
Exons: 2
Coding region: 1-447 (148 amino acids)
Cellular component (GO): nucleosome
Molecular function (GO): structural constituent of chromatin; DNA binding; protein heterodimerization activity
Source: RefSeq, a predicted model, not a curated record
AUGAAUACCUUUAGAGCUCUCCAAGACAUGUAUGGAACAUAUGGAGUAACACUAUCUGGGAAGCCCUCAGCAAUUCACCGUCUGCACCCACACCAUCAAGGUAAGGAUCUUCCAGAGUCAUGCAGUCCUUGCUCUGCAUGGCUCUGGAGGCCUCAUCAAUACCACCCUGGAAGUGUUGCUCUUCGUGAAAUCCGCAAGUAUCAGAAAAGCACAGAGCUGCUGAUCAGGAAACUGCCAUUCCAGAGGCUUGUCCGAGAAAUUGCUCAAGACUUCAAGACUGACCUGCGGCUCCAGAGCCAUGCAGUCCUUGCUCUGCAAGAGGCAGCAGAGGCGUACCUGGUGGGGCUGUUUGAGGACACUAAUCUCUGCGCCAUCCAUGCCAAGAGGGUGACCAUCAUGCCGAAAGACAUCCAGCUGACCAGGAGGAUCCGUGGUGAGAGGGCUUGAUCUGUUGAAACAUCUUCAUCAGAUGGAUGCUAAGAUUGACCCCUCCCUCUCCUUCUUUAAUCCUUCAAAAUCUAAUAUGCAUAUACAUACGGUAUGAUAUGUUAGGGAAUAGUUGGGUAGUAGCAUGGGGUACUUCUCUGAACAUAUGCUUUGAACUUCUCUCUCUUCUUCUUUUUUUCUCUCGGUGGUUUGUGUUGAUGUGGUCGUCUGUCCAUUAAGGGGUUUUUAGUACUAAGAUGUGCGUGAUUCUGUUUUCAA